GCUCGCGCUUAAAAGUGUUCGGGAGGAGCCGGUAGGGUUUGCGGGACGGACCGGAUGUGGGGCGGCCUGAGGAUGGUGGUAGCUCAGUGAGCGGGAGCGCCAUGAACGCGGAGGGAGGGCCGCCUGGCGGCGCGGCUGUUAGUACCACGGCUGGCAAUGUUCCAAAUGCUGCUGCCUCUGCCACAGAUACAUCUGUUUCAAAUGGUGUCUACGUUCCUCAAGGGAUUGCAAAUGGGGAUGUCAAACCUGUUAUAUCAACAACACCAUUGGCAGAUUUCCUAAUGCAAUUAGAAGAUUAUACACCAACAAUACCAGAUGCUGUGACAGGAUACUAUUUGAAUCGAGCAGGGUUUGAGGCUUCUGAUCCUCGCAUAAUUCGUUUAAUAUCAUUGGCUGCACAAAAGUUCAUCUCAGACAUUGCAAAUGAUGCUUUGCAGCAUUGCAAAAUGAAAGGAACUGCAUCGGGAAGCUCCAGAAACAAAAGCAAGGAUAAAAAAUACACCCUCACCAUGGAGGAUUUAAUUCCUGCUCUCUCUGAAUACGGGAUAAAUGUGAAGAAACCUCACUACUUCACAUAAAGAUCUGAAAGCACCUUCAGCAAACUGUUGACUACUUGCCAACGUCUGAGAAGGACUGUAUACCGUCAGCAAAUGGCAGUGUGACAGGACUCAUGCUGCUGGCUCGGACUUUUCCCAGUGUGACAAGUGCUGUAGUAUUUUUGAAUCUCCAUCCAACAUUGUUUAUUGUUUGAAGGAUUGCUUAUUUUUCUCACUUUAUGGCAUCAUAUCUUUUUGAAUUAUUAGUUAAGCUGAUUAAAAGAUUUGAAGUUUCUAUUAAAUCUUACAGAAUGAGUUUGCGAAGUAUUAUUUUCCUUUCUAUGAAGCUUUGUUGGGAUCCAUUUUGAAAUAGGAUGUAAAUUAAAAUGAGAUUAGUAUCAAAAUUAUAACUACAUCUGAUGGCCUUUGGAGGAUUGAUCUGUAUAACAGUUUUUUUAAAAUAACAAGUCUAGUCAUUCAUUAAGAAGAGAGUAAUGUUAUAUUCAGAUGCAAUAGUGUGUUUUUUUGCAAUAGAUGCAUUUGAAAAGUGUCUACUUGUAAAUGUGUUAUAGUUAUAGAGCAAAAUAAAUGAUUUGUGUAGUCAAUUAAAGGGAAAGGAUACUCUUAAUCCUUUUAUGUGCACUGGAAGGAGAGGGGUGUGUGUGGAUGCAAUCAAGCCCUUUCUACUCCGCUCCAGUAUUGCAUUGUGCCCCUCCUGUUCAUCUUGAAUGACGUUAACUGUAGACAAGUGAGGGAGAAGCCUUUAUCAAACUACUAUUGCAGAUACAUUUAUCAGAAUGUAGACACGUCUGGUUCUAUAUAAAACUCAAUAAAAAUAUUAGCCUCCCUCAGAACUGGAAUUUUUUUA
Hypanus sabinus (Atlantic stingray) is the source of this 1404-nucleotide messenger RNA. RefSeq names its product TAF10 RNA polymerase II, TATA box binding protein (TBP)-associated factor (gene taf10). The record is from RefSeq and is a predicted model, not a curated record. Gene Ontology annotation, biological process: transcription initiation at RNA polymerase II promoter. The transcript has 5 exons. Gene Ontology annotation, cellular component: SAGA complex; nucleus; transcription factor TFIID complex. The coding region runs from base 102 to 578 and encodes 158 amino acids. Gene Ontology annotation, molecular function: promoter-specific chromatin binding; RNA polymerase II general transcription initiation factor activity. NCBI's taxonomy places the organism in Eukaryota, Metazoa, Chordata, Chondrichthyes, Myliobatiformes, Dasyatidae.